AACAACAAGUGCUUCACUUUUCAUAUUCGCGGUGCGCGUGUUACUUAGAAUUUAUUAGCACUAGCAUACUCGUUGUUGUUGCUGUUGACUGCAAUUUAGAAUUUCUUAUUGGGCCGAUCAGUGAGUCAAUGUAAGUCGCUUCGUUAAAAACAUUCGUCGGUUGUCGUCUUCGGUUGCUCUUGUGUGUUUCGUGUGCGGUAGAAAAGAAAAAAAAAUUGUUUUUUCGUGUGGUGAUUAUUUUUGUUGUUGCUGUUGCAUUUGGUGGAAUAUGCAAGCGAUUAUUAAGUGUAGUGUUUCUGUUAAUACACAAACGGGAGGUAUGUAACGUGAGCAGCGUAAUGUUAUGAACAUUACUAACGCUAACAGUGGAGCCAAUAUACAUUAGCAGAUGUCGUUGGAUUAACAUCUUGUGCUCUAUGUUAUAUACCAUACUGUGUACGCUGUUGUUAUUGAAUGUUGUGCGUCUAUGGCUUUUCAAAGUUGUAAUGAUUUUCUUAUUAGAAAAGCUUAACUGGAGAAUCGGAUUAAUUUCUUUCAACGAAUUGCCGAAAUUAGAAAAAUUGUUCCAAACAUCGCCGUACCUUACGUUUUUGGUGCCAAAGUUUGCUGAAAAUGAAUCAUAUCCAACUUUAAGAGAGCUUUUAAGUGGACAACAUCAAAACGGCUUUAUCAAACAAAAAACAAUAAAAUUGAACGACGGAAGUGAAAAAAAAAUUCACUGAAAAAGUGUUACAAAAACA
Messenger RNA from Bactrocera latifrons, 740 nucleotides. RefSeq lists its product as uncharacterized. The record is from RefSeq and is a predicted model, not a curated record. The coding region runs from base 417 to 722 and encodes 101 amino acids. NCBI's taxonomy places the organism in Eukaryota, Metazoa, Arthropoda, Insecta, Diptera, Tephritidae. The transcript is spliced from 3 exons.